UAAAUGAUCAAUCUGAAUGAAACCUCAGAGAGCCAGGUGACUGAAUUCAUUCUCAUCGGCAUCACAAACCAUCCUGAGCUACAUGGCGCCCUAUUUGUUGUGUUUUUCCUCAAUUACAUGGCCAUAGUUGUGGGGAACAUGGGCCUGAUCAUUGUAACAAGUAUUGAUUCCCACCUCCAAACUCCCAUGUACUUUUUCCUCAGGCAUCUGGCAUUUGUUGAUCUUGGCUAUUCCACAGCUAUUGGACCAAAAAUGCUAGUUGGAUUCAUAGAGGAGAAAAAUAUCAUUUCUUAUAAUGGAUGUGCAAUACAGCUAGUUUUCUUUGUGAUAUUUAUUGCCAGUGAACUUUUUAUCCUGUCAGCCAUGGCCUAUGAUCGCUAUGUUGCUAUCUGUAAGCCCCUCUAUUAUAUGAUCAUAAUGUCAGACAAGAUAUGUUGGCUUUUGGUGGCUGUCUCAUACCUCUAUAGUACCACGAUAUCCCUGCUCAUCACAAUAAAGCUUUUUACAUCAUCCUUCUGUAGAUCAAAGGUAAUAAGACACUUCUACUGUGAUGGUCUCUCCCUAUUGCCCAUUAUAUGCUCUGACACAAGGGAGAUUGAACUAAUCAUUAUUAUCGUUUCUGCAUUUAAUUUUGUUUCUUCCUUUCCAAUUAUCCUUAUCUCCUAUGUGUUCAUUCUUGUAACCAUCCUCAGGAUGAACUCUUCUGAGGGCAGACAGAAAGCCUUUUCUACUUUUGGCUCUCACCUGAUUGGGGUGGUUAUAUUCUAUGGGACACUUGUCUUCAUGUAUCUGCAGCCCCAGUCUAGCCAUUCCUUUGAUGCAGACAAAAUAGCUUCUGUAUUUUACACUCUGGUCAUCCCUAUGAUCAACCCUUUGAUCUAUAGCUUAAGGAACAAAGUGGUGAAAGGUGCCUUGAAAAGACUUUUUAAAAAAAUGAUAUAA
This is a messenger RNA of Trichosurus vulpecula (common brushtail), 942 nucleotides long. RefSeq names its product olfactory receptor 8K3-like. Gene Ontology annotation, biological process: G protein-coupled receptor signaling pathway; sensory perception of smell. The transcript has a single exon. Gene Ontology annotation, cellular component: membrane. NCBI's taxonomy places the organism in Eukaryota, Metazoa, Chordata, Mammalia, Diprotodontia, Phalangeridae. The coding region runs from base 4 to 942 and encodes 312 amino acids. The record is from RefSeq and is a predicted model, not a curated record. Gene Ontology annotation, molecular function: olfactory receptor activity; G protein-coupled receptor activity; odorant binding.